Molecule: messenger RNA, 555 nt
Organism: Chrysemys picta bellii (western painted turtle)
Lineage: Eukaryota; Metazoa; Chordata; Testudines; Emydidae
Product: acetylcholinesterase-like
Biological process (GO): acetylcholine catabolic process; choline metabolic process
Cellular component (GO): plasma membrane
Molecular function (GO): acetylcholinesterase activity
Source: RefSeq, a predicted model, not a curated record
UUCCUUCCUGAUUCACCAUCAAGACUCCUGCAGGCUAAGCAGAGCCAGCCUAUACCCAUUGCAGCUGGUUUCACUGCCAACGAAGGCUCCUACCUACUACUCUUUGGUGCCCCCACCUUACACCUGCAGAACGCCAGCAACGUCGGUAUGGAGGAGCUGCUGCAGGUGUUGAAGCUCAUCGUGCCAGGGGCACCAGAAGAAGCCGUCCAGGCUGUGGCUUGGUGGUACAGCCAGGAGGGGGAGAAGCAAGGAAAGGCACAGUAUCGAUGGGCCAUGGAACAAAUUGCUGGUGACUACGCCAUUGUGUGCCCAGUAGCCGAGCUGGCUAGGCGAGAAGCAGAGGCCGGCAAUCCCGUGUUUGCCUACAGCUUCAACCAGCGCCCCAGUGGAUUGUCUACAGCAGAAUGGACAGGGGUGCCACAUGGCUCUGAGCUCCCCUAUCAGUUCGGAACUCUGUGGUCCCUGGCAGGAGCCAACUCCACGCACACAGAGGCUGAGGAAGUGCUGAGCCGCACGGUGAUGCAGUGGACUGCGGAGUUUGCCAGGACCGGGUAA